Puccinia graminis f. sp. tritici CRL 75-36-700-3 is the source of this 1507-nucleotide messenger RNA. RefSeq lists its product as uncharacterized. Gene Ontology annotation, molecular function: protein binding. The record is from RefSeq and is a predicted model, not a curated record. NCBI's taxonomy places the organism in Eukaryota, Fungi, Basidiomycota, Pucciniomycetes, Pucciniales, Pucciniaceae. The coding region runs from base 176 to 1015 and encodes 279 amino acids. The transcript is spliced from 4 exons.
CAUGUUUUGGUCAAACUGUACAAAAUCAUGUGGAUUGUAUCUCCCCACCCCAGCCACUGCAGUGCCACUACAUUGUAGCUUAGUAGUACAUAAUAAUAUAUUGACUCGAGAAUCGAAGCUUGGUUGAAGCGUUCGAGUGUCCAACGACCAAUCAACCUGCAAGAAGACUGCCACGAUGACCACCACCACCACCAACAGAUCAUCAACACGAACCUCGUUCUCAUCAAGUCAGACGAUCAUCGAACCAGAACGACAGCAGGAACUACAACUACAACUGAACAACAACAACAACAACAGCAGUAGUAGUAGUAGUACUACUAACAGCCAAGUCGAACACUCCAGGAUUCAAGUACAGCAAGCUCAUCAACCAACCGAACGAGGAGAAGCUGAGCGAAGGAACGGCGAGGAAGAUGCGGAUGAGGAACAUGAACGAAGGCUGAGGCUGAUCGAGGUGAAUCGGACUCGGACGAGACUGAUCGAAGAAGAGCUCGAAGAAGAGCCUCCCCCUCUGGCGGGACUGCCCGGCUCAGCGCCUCCAACCGCCGUCCUGACUAAUCACUGCCAACCGCCACUGCCGAUCAAGGAACCCCUGCCCGAGACCAUCAUCCCACUCGAGAUCUUACUCAGCCCGAUCAACCAGAAGAAGGCCUUCCACUUCGACCACCUCCUCUCCAUUGCUGAGCUCAUCAACCAUCUCCUCAACAACUGGCCUGCCGAUUGGUCCCAGCCUGGCUCCACUAUCCCUCAUCACACCCAUCAGUUCAGAAUGGUCUACAUGGGCAGGUUCUUGGACGAUCAAGAAACCUUAAACAGUUUAGGCAAGAACCGACCGAUCAUCAUCCAUUUAGUGAUCAAGCCGGACGAAGGAGCAGUUGAGGAAGAAGCAGAAGUCGACGAGGAUAAGCCGAGUCUCUGUGGCUGUUUCGCUAGGUUCAGAGAGCGACCCAGCCGCUCGGCCGCCGACCAUCCCGACCAACAAACCAGACCCUCCUCCGGGGCUUGCUCGAUCGUCUAAUCACUACCUCAAUCUACUUUCUCUGGUCGCUCUUCGGCUUAUCGUAAUCACUCGACUCAUCCUUCACUCUCACCUGUAUCUACAUCUCUCUCUGUCUCCUCAAGCUACGAUCCACCCCUUCCUUAAAUUACUUUUGCUCUUAUCUAGUUUACUACUGCUCAAGCUCAUCACAAGAAAAAUAUUCUUCCUUCCACGGUAUAUACUUGUUUUCUACGCAAAUCAUUUCACCCUCUUCUUCUCCUUUAAUCUCCUUUUUCUUCUGUUUCUUUUUUUUUUGUUGAUGCUGAUGUUGAAUUGUUUUUAGGGUGUUAUCAAAAAAAAAAAGUAGUUAGUGAUACUUAUUGUUGACUGUCCUCAUAGUUACUUACUUAUUCGACCAUCCACACUCCAUUUCUUCUUCUCCUGAUAUUGACUAACAAGAAAAAAAACAAAGUUGUAUACAUAUUCAUAUAUAAACCUUACACACACCAGUUUCCAAAUUUACCAUUACUU